ACUGCUGCCACUGCUGCUACCGCAGCCCGGUUUAGGAUUUGAAAGAUUAAAAACUCCGGGUUUGGAAAGGGCGGCGGCGUUGAAUGUGUAGCGGAAAGGUGGGGGGUCACGGCUCGGCUCGGGGCCGGGCAACGGGCGGCGUCUCAGCGCUAUGAAUUACCCGGGCCGCGGCUCCCCGCGGAGCCCAGAACAUAACGGCCGGGGAGGCGGCAGCGCCGCCUGGGAGCUGCGCUCGGAUGCCGAGCCGGGCUUCGGCGGCAGCGUCUGCUGCUUCGACCACCUGCCCGGCGGGGACCCGGACGACGGCGAGGUGCCCCUGGCUCUGCUGCGCGGGGAGCCGGGGCUGCACCUGGCGCCGGGCGCCGAGGACCACAACCACCACCUGGCACUGGACCCCUGCCUCAGUGACGAAAACUAUGACUUCAGCUCAGCCGAGUCGGGCUCCUCGCUGCGCUACUACAGCGAAGGCGAGAGCGGCGGCGGCGGCAGCUCCCUGUCGUUACACCCGCCUCAGCAGCCGCCGCUGGUGCCAUCGAACUCGGGGGGCGGCGGGGCGGCGGGAGGAGGACCGGGCGAGAGGAAACGGCCCCGGCCGGGUGGUACAGCCGCCCGGCACCGCUACGAGGUCGUGACGGAGCUGGGCCCUGAGGAGGUGCGCUGGUUCUUCAAGGAGGACAAGAAGACCUGGAAGCCCUUCAUCGGCUACGACUCCCUCCGCAUCGAGCUCGCUUUCCGGGCCCUGCUGCAGGCCACGGGGGGCCGGCCCCAGGCCGCAGACCCGCACGGCGACCAUGUGUGCGGCUCGGCCUCCCCCGCGGAGGACCGCGACGGCAGCUGCGGCUUCUGCCAGCGCGCUGCGGGGCACGAGCCGGAGCUGGUGGAGCUGGUGAACGUGGAGCCGGUGUGUGUGCGUGGCGGCCUCUACGAGGUGGAUGUGACCCAAGGAGAGUGCUACCCGGUGUACUGGAACCAGGCUGAUAAAAUACCAGUAAUGCGUGGGCAGUGGUUUAUUGAUGGCACUUGGCAGCCUCUUGAAGAAGAAGAAAGUAAUUUAAUUGAGCAAGAACAUCUCAACUGUUUUAGAGGUCAGCAGAUGCAAGAAAACUUUGAUAUUGAAGUGUCAAAACCUAUAGAUGGAAAAGAUGGCAGUGGAAUCAACUAUUCUGUUGUCCACCACCUCCCUCCCUUCUCCCUCCCUUAUCUGUUCAAAUGGAGAGGAUAUAAGGAGAGUACAGAUGCGGCAGGUCUUAAACGAAAGCGUUCCCAAGCUAUUCAUAGUUUCAAGCUAAGUCGAAAUCAUGUGGACUGGCACAGUAUGGAUGAAGUAUAUCUUUAUAGUGAUGCAACAACAUCUAAAAUUGCAAGAACUGUUACCCAAAAACUGGGAUUUUCUAAAGCAUCAAGUAGUGGGACCAGACUUCAUAGAGGCUAUGUAGAAGAAGCCACAUUAGAAGACAAGCCAUCACAGACUACCCAUAUUGUAUUUGUCGUUCAUGGAAUUGGGCAGAAAAUGGACCAAGGAAGAAUUAUCAAAAAUACAGCCAUGAUGAGAGAGGCUGCAAGAAAAAUAGAAGAAAGGCAUUUUUCCAACCAUGCAACACAUGUUGAAUUCCUGCCUGUUGAAUGGCGGUCAAAACUUACCCUUGAUGGAGAUACUGUUGAUUCCAUUACUCCUGACAAAGUACGAGGUUUAAGGGACAUGCUGAACAGCAGUGCAAUGGACAUAAUGUAUUAUACUAGCCCACUUUAUAGGGAUGAACUAGUUAAAGGCCUGCAACAAGAGCUGAAUCGAUUAUAUUCCCUUUUCUGUUCUCGGAAUCCAGACUUUGAAGAAAAAGGGGGGAAAGUUUCAAUAGUGUCACAUUCUUUGGGAUGUGUAAUCACUUAUGACAUAAUGACUGGCUGGAAUCCAGUUCGACUUUAUGAACAUUUGCUACAGAAGGAAGAAGAGUUGCCUGAUGAAAGAUGGAUGAGUUUUGAAGAGCGACAUCUUCUUGAUGAACUCUACAUAACAAAACGCCGGCUAAGAGAAAUAGAAGAACGGCUACAUGGAUUAAAAGCAUCAUCUGUGAUACAAACACCUGCCUUAAAAUUUAAGGUGGAAAAUUUCUUUUGCAUGGGAUCCCCAUUAGCAGUUUUUUUGGCAUUGCGUGGUAUUCGACCAGGAAACUCUGGAAGCCAAGACCAUAUUUUGCCCAGAGAAAUUUGUAACCGGUUACUAAAUAUUUUUCAUCCAACAGAUCCAGUGGCUUAUCGGUUAGAACCAUUAAUACUGAAACACUACAGCAACAUUUCACCUGUUCAGAUCCACUGGUAUAAUACUUCAAAUCCUCUACCUUAUGAGCAUAUGAAGCCAAACUUUCUCCAUCCAGCUAAAGAACCUACCUCACUUUCAGAGACUGAAGGCAUUUCAACAAUACCAAGUCCUGUGACCUCACCAGUCUUAUCCCGUCGACAUUAUGGGGAAUCUAUAACAAAUAUAGGCAAAGCAAGCAUUUUGGGGGCUGCUAGCAUUGGAAAGGGACUUGGAGGAAUGCUGUUUUCAAGAUUUGGGCGUUCAUCUACAUCUCAGCCGUCUGAGACAUCAAAAGACUCUAUAGAAGAUGAGAAGAAACCAGCCUCCUCGCCUUCUACAACCACUGUGGCAACACAGACCCUUCCACAUAGCAGUUCUGGCUUUCUUGAUUCUGCAUAUUUCAGACUUCAGGAAUCGUUAUUUAAUCUCCCACAACUUCUUUUCCCGGAAAAUGUAAUGCAGAAUAAAGCUAAUACCCUCGUGGAACUGGAUCACAGAAUUGAUUUUGAACUCAGAGAAGGCCUUGUGGAGAGCCGCUAUUGGUCAGCCGUCACAUCACAUACUGCCUAUUGGUCAUCCUUGGAUGUUGCACUCUUUCUUUUAACCUUCAUGUACAAACAUGAGCACGAUAAUAAUUCAAAGCCCAGUUUAGAUCCAAUCUGAACUCUUGAAGAACAUUAGUGGCCCAAAACUGAUUUUUUUUUUCUGUUAAAAUGUGUGUCAAGACAUGGAGAUUUCAGAUCUAAGUAUGUUUUGGUUUUAUUUAAGGCAAAAAAAAGUUGGAGUUUAAAAGCACUUUAUUUAAAAAAAAAACAAAAAACUUUUUUCAGUCCAAAAGUUAUUUAUACUCUUCAUCAUUUUCUUUAUGAAUCUGCUACAACCCCUUGCAGAGAAUCAUACAAUAUGUAAAGAGAAGGUUUGGGUAAACUGCAAGAUUAUAAAUUACAAACAGAAAGGCAUAUUAAUGGGUUGGAUCUAACAUAUAUUAUUGAAAUAUCUUAGCAAAUCUGAAGUGGUCAAGAUCUAGUGUAUUCUAUAUAAUGUUUUCCAACUCCACAAUUCUUUGCAGUGAGAACAUAACAGAUUUAAAGUGUUUUGAAUCUAACUUGUUCAGAAAAACUAAUACUAAAAGGACAUAAUAUUUGAACUUCUGUAUUUAUAAUUUAUUACUGCUGACUAAAUUGCUUUAUUUCAAUGUAUGAAACAUUACAUUUAAAAAAACAUUUUUGAACAAUUUAAGGAUUAUAUUUACUUUCUAUAGUGUUAAUACUCAUUUUCCUCAGAACUCCACCUUUGUACUCUCCAGAUGAAUAUAUAGACACUGUGGCAUACUUUCAGUAUUUCUUUUUUCAUUAAAAACUUAUGGAUUCACACAAAUAAUACUAGCUCAGUUAUUUGGUGGGGAGAGGAAUGAACUUUUUAUCAAGUCAUAUGUACCUCAGAAUACUAAAAUUCUCUAAACUUGACAUAAGGUACUCCUUGGUAAUGGGUACAUUUAAUAAAUUUUAUUGGUAAAUUAGUAAUACUCUUUAGAGUAGGGACUAUAACAUAUAUUUUAAAUACAUAAACAUCUCUGUGCCAAACAAUUUCAAUAUAUAAAGUGAUGGUGUGCCUCUAACAAAUUUUACUUUUAAAGUAUUUUAAGAAAACAUGCAUAAGGCACAAUAGAUCCAGGAUUUGGGAGAAGUGGUAGAGUUUUCCUCAGCUGUAAUUGUUUCCACAGUGCUUUUCAUCUGAGGAGCUCAAAGUGCUUUAAAAAUUCAAUAAUCUAUGAAGUCACUCUUUGAGGUAAGUAAAAUGAGUGUUACUUUUAUGUUAUAUGUUAACACACUAAUAAGGCACCAGAACACUUUAAGUGCCUUGAAUUAGAGUACAGAGAAAAACAAAAGAAACUUACAUUGAAGUCACACUGUAUUCUUUUAUAUGCUCUUCCACAACUGGUCAUUCACUUGUAACCUCUUAGUAGUUUGCAGACAAUAAUAACGACAGAACUUGUAAUUCAUAAUUUGAAGAAAUUACCACAAAAAACAAUGUUUCAUCCUUCUUACACAUUCUUGGGUUCUCACAUACAAACGAGUCACUUAGAGGGGAUCAAUAGCGACCUCUGCCACAGCCAGUCCUCACUUCUGAGUGGCUUCCACUAGGUUCUACUUAAGGUGCUGUCUUUGCUUCUCUUGCAAGGAUUCUUAGCUUCCUAGUAACCACUGUCAAACUGGAGCAGAGUUGGUCAGUUGAACAUCUCACCUAUUCCUUCCUACAAUAUAUUCAAAUCUAUGACUUACAAGGUUUGAUAUAUACUUGUCGUUUGGCCUGAAUUUGCACAACAUGGAACACUUGAAUUUUAAGUUUGAAAAAGAUCCCAAAGCUCCAUGACCAAAUAUGUGACUCACUAAGAAACCCUUGCUAUAAAAGGCUUCCUUUCAGUAAGAUCUUAGUAACACUUAAGCAAUCUCAAAUUUAGAGAUUCUUGUGAACUCAGGUCAUUUUCAUAACUAUUUAUUUGAUUGAUCUAAUUUAGUUCUCAGGAAAGGCAUACUCAUUUCUCAUAUGACUGUAUCAUUAAAGGCACUACAGCAUAUAUUGCUGUUAGUAGUGUAACACUCAAAUCCCCUAUGAACUACAAAGAGUUCAUUCUUAACCACUCAAAUAAUACCAAUAACCCAUUUGACCUGAGAAGAGUGAAAAAUCAAACCCACCUUUUAAUUUGAUAAUAAAAAAGUAUAGAGGGUCAGGUGGUGAUGCACCUGGUUGAGUUCACAUAUUACAGUGUGCAAGGACCUGAGGUCAAGUCCCAGGUCCCCAACCUGCAGGGUGGAAGCUUCACAAGCAGUGAAACUGUGCUGCAGGUGUCUCAGUGUCUUCCCCUUCCCUCUCAAUUUCUCUCUGAUUCUAUCCAAAAUAAGUCAAAAUAUUUUAAAUGAAAAGUAUAUUCCUAUAGCUAUUGGAAUAUAUCCGCUUCCUUUUUUCAUAUUGAGAAAAUAAAAAUGUUUGGCCAUGUGGAAUUUCUUUGAAUUCUUGAAAGCGACAUUCAGAUCCUCUUUUCAAAAUAAGAUAUGGAUUACUGAACAGGUGUUCAGUUUUCAACUCAUAAUUUCAUUAAUAGAGAUGGUGAUUUUGAUUUUAUAAUACUCUUCUUGUUUCCCUGUCUCUGCAUGUUAUCAUGGAAUGUACUUGUAUAUACUUGAGUAAUAUACAGAGUAUGUGUAAUUCUGGCUUGAUUUAGAAGCUAAGUUACUGAGUAACAUUUUGAAACUUUAUUCCAGCAAAUACUUAUUAGCCAAAAAGUUCUGUUUUUGAUACCAUUAAAAUUUUAUUCUCUA
Molecule: messenger RNA, 5616 nt
Organism: Erinaceus europaeus (western European hedgehog)
Lineage: Eukaryota; Metazoa; Chordata; Mammalia; Eulipotyphla; Erinaceidae
Gene: DDHD1
Product: DDHD domain containing 1
Exons: 15
Coding region: 152-2959 (935 amino acids)
Cellular component (GO): cytoplasm
Molecular function (GO): glycerophospholipase activity; metal ion binding
Source: RefSeq, a predicted model, not a curated record